CGCUCUUCCUCCUUCAGCCGCGAUGCAUCACCAGUAAUGAAGCCGCCGCUUGGGGAUGUCUCCUCUCACACGCACAGCCUGGAGUCUAGAUAGAAGAAGAAGAAGAAACAUUUGAUUUGCUUGCCGCUUGGACGUCUUUUUAUGUUUUUUUUUUUUUACCUGGAGAGAAGAGGACAGGUUAAUUAUUUUACUGACCGAAACCGUCAUUGUUCAAAACUAAGGGAUGAACAGCAUAAGACAGGUGCCCACACGGGUGAAAACCAGGCGGACUGAGGCCAAUCUCGGAGCGGAGAGGGAGCAUUUUGACAAGCAGCAGCUGAGCAGCAUCAGCAAAGCCAUCAACUCCACUGAGACGCCUGUGAAGGAGAAACAUGCACGACGAAUCAUCCUGGGGACUCACAGGGAGAAGGGAGCCUACACCUUCUGGUCCUACGCUCUGGGCUUCCCUCUGCACAGCAGCUCCAUCCUCAGCUGGAAGUUUUGCCACGUACUGCACAAAGUCCUGCGGGAUGGACACCGCAAUGUUCUGCAAGACUGCAUGCGACAUCACAGCUCUUUAGUUGAAAUUGGAAAACUAUGGGCCAACCUCCAUGACAAAUACGGACAGCUGGUGGCUCUAUAUACCAAGCUGCUGUGCACAAAAAUGGAGUUUCAUGUGAAGCGUCCAGAAAUCCCACCGAACCUGGAGGUCACAGAUGAAGUCCUGGAGCGCACUGCAGGAAUAGACAUUAAUAACGUGUUCCAGCUCACAGUGGAGGUGUUCGAUUACUUGGACACAGAGCUAAGGCUGGCCGAGACAGUGAUCCGACAGCUCAACACAUCCAUCGCCAUCUCCACUCUCACAUCAGGCCAGUGUCGGCUGGCUCCGCUCAUCCAAGUUAUCCAGGACUCUAGUCACCUCUACCACUUCACCGUCAAACUGCUAUUCAAGCUGCAUGCCUGUCUCCCUGCUGACACCUUACAAGGACAUCGUGAUCGUUUCCAUGACCAGUUCCACAGCCUUAAGACCUUCUUCAAUAAAGCCAGAGACAUGCUGUACUUCAAGAGACUGAUCCAGAUCCCCAAACUGCCUGAUUCCCCACCGAACUUUCUGCAUGCAGCCUCACUGGCCAAGCACGUGAAGCCAGUGGUGGUCAUGGCUGACGAGGAGGAGCCUGAGCAACAAGACGACGAUGAUGACGACCCCGAGCCACUCAUCGAGGUCAGCGACGUCUCCACACCCAGCAUCCAGGCACAGCCACAGCAACUGGAUAUAUUUGAUCAGACGUUUGGACCUCCCAAUGGAGGCUUCGAUGACAGGGAUCUCCAGAUUGAGAGCCUGAAGCGGGACCUAGAGCUGUUGAGAGCGGAGCUGGAGAGAGUCAAAGCAGAGGCUCAGCACUACAUCACACAGCUGAAGUCCCAAAUCAACAGUUUGGAGGCAGAACUAGAAGAACAGCGUGCACAGAAACAACGUGCUCUUGUGGAAAAUGAACAACUGCGAAUGGAGCUGGAGGCUACGCGUCGCCGUAACGCAGAACACGAGAGCUUGCAGUCCACCUUCAUUGAAGCAGAAAAAAGAUCGCAGGCCACCGAGCAGAGGUACAAUAAGCUGAAGGAGAAGCACACAGAGCUGGUGGCCAGCCAUGCUGAACUACUUCGGAAGAGUGCAGACACCGUGAAGAUGCUGUCAGCCACCCAGCAGACCCAGGAAGAGGUGGAGAGGACCAAACAGCAGCUGUCGUUUGAGGUGGAUCGAAUAAAGCAGGAAGCUGACAUGAAGCUGGAAGAGCAGAAGUUUGAAAUGGAGAAACUGAGGAGAGAGCUGGAGGAGAAGCUGGCAGAAGUGAUGCGCAUCAAGGCGACACUGCAGAGCAGUGAAAAGACGUCGGAGCAAGUGAACAGCUCGAUGACGGCUCUGCAGGCAGAGAAGGAGCGUCUGAUGCGAUCCGUGAGCGAGAAGGAGGCGGAGUUGUCUUCUCUGCGGCAGGCUGCGCAGGUGCAGCAGUCGUCACUCCAGCAGGAGCGAGAGAGGAACAGCAGGGAGCUCGGAGAGCUGCAGGGCAAACUGCAGGAGAAGUCGAGUCAGGAGGAGCAGCUGAAGCAGAAGCUUCUGGAGGAGCAGUUUGCUCUGCUGCAGGGUACCGUCGCAGAGGCCGAGAACAUCAUCCAAGAUGCUGUAGCUAAACUGGACGAUCCCCUCCAUGUACGCUGCACCAGCUCUCCAGAUUACCUCGUAAGCCGGGCAGAGGCCACACUAGGCUCCAUAGACAAAGUGAAAAAGGGCCAUGCUGAUUAUCUGAGUAACAUGGGGGAUGCUGGAGCGUUGCUGAGGGCUCUGACCCAGUUCUCCCACUUGGCUGCGGAUACAAUCAUCAAUGGCAGCGCCACUGCACACAUGGCACCCACCGACCAUGCAGACCGACUGACAGAGAACUGCAGAGGAUGUGCCACUCAGAGUUUGCAGUUCCUCAAGGACCUGAAGUCCAAGACAACCCUCCAGAGGGCAGACCCGGCCUCCAUUCGCGUUAUCGUUCAAAAGAUCCUUCACUUGGGCCAGGAGCUGCGGCCGAAAGGCAUGGACAUUCGUCAGGAUGAGCUGGGAGAUCUUGUCGAUAAGGAGAUGGCUGCAACAUCAGCAGCUAUAGAGGAAGCAGUCCGCAGGAUUGAUGAAAUGAUGAAUCAGGCACGAAAGGACACGACUGGAAUAAAACUGGAGGUCAAUGAAAGAAUCCUCUUCAGCUGCACAGACCUGAUGAAGGCCAUCCGCAUGCUGAUCAUAGCAUCCACAGACCUGCAGAAGGAGAUUGUCGAGAGUGGGAGGGGCGCAGCCACCAUUAAGGAGUUCUACGCCAAAAACUCCCGCUGGACUGAGGGACUGAUCUCUGCCGCCAAGGCUGUGGGAUGGGGAGCCACAGAGAUGGUGGAGUCUGCUGAUAAGGUGGUCCUGCACACGGGCAAAUACGAAGAGUUGAUUGUCUGCUCCCACGAGAUCGCUGCUAGUACGGCACAGCUGGUUGCUGCCUCAAAGGUCAAGGCAGACCGCAACAGUAAGAAGCUGCCGGUUCUCCAGCAGGCUUCUCGGCUUGUGAAUGAAAUGGCAGCUAAUGUGGUGGCCUCAACGAGAACGGGCCAGGAGCACCUGGAGGAUAAAGAUACCAUGGACUUUUCUGGGAUGUCCCUUAUCAAGUUGAGAAAAGAAGAAAUGGAGUCACAGGUGAAGGUGCUCGAAUUAGAAUCUCACUUGGAGAACGAGCGUCUGCGUUUGGGCGAGCUGAGGAAGAAACACUACGAGUUAGCUGGAGUUCCUCUUGAGCAGGUUUCUGAGGGGAAUGGCGAAACCUCCUCACUGGUCCAUCCUGGCACCAUGUCACCAAAACCCACCAAGCCUGCCCUCAUGAAGAAACCUGCAUUGGCCCAGAAACCCAACAUACCACCUAAAACCACGUUUAAGUAAUGCCUGAGCAGAAAGUGGAAACUGCUCCACUAAUGGAUGGUUGGAUUGACCAGAGAAAGAUGGCCUUUUUGUGAACAUAUGGUUCCUUUUUCAAAAUGCAUGCUGACAAUCCUCUGCCUCAUCCUCACAGUUACUUCCCUCAUUUCUUUCUUCUUUUUUUGUUUUUCUUUCUUGCCAAAAUGGACCAGAAGCCUUUUUUUUUUUUUAACCCUUGUUGCCUGUAAUGAACAUGCUGUCUUUACCCCUCCUUUUUUUUAAAAAGAUAAACAACUUUUUUUCUGCUGGUUUUUGGCAACAAGAACAAAAAAGGUUAAUGGCAUACUAUUUUUAGGCUGUGUGUUGUUUUUUUGCAUCCCCGGAUUUUUAACUGAUUCAAGCAUUACUGCUGCUUUUAGAAAAUAAACCUUGAUGAUGAUGAUCACAAAUCGACAGCAUAUCUUCUACUUCUAUGUCACUAGUUUUCUCUGGACAACCUUUUUGCACACUAUUUUGAACGUUUUGUUACAGAGCACAUCACAUUUUUCUUAAUGUACACUAUUUAUGUUGUGGUGGACGGUGAAGGAAACUGGGGGGGGGGGGGGACAUCAUUGGUAUCCACGUUACUGCAAAUGUUUUACAUACCUCUGGCUUUGCCUCCAUGAUGGACUGUGUUCCUCUUAUGUGCAAAAUAGCUUUCUUUCUCAACAGUACACGAUUGUCUCAGAGGCCUUGAAAUGUACUGUACUGUAAAGACAUACAGUCUGUAUAGGAGUGUGCAAGUGUCAUCAAGUAUAAUUUAUAUCUCCACUCAUCUUGAAUGUCCCUUUAUUAGAGGAACACCUAGACAUUAGUUAGCAAAUAGACUUAAUGCUUGUGCACAAAUAACGGAUGUAGGUGUCCUUAAUUAUCAAACUCUUCUUUUAGGCUGAAUAUGAUGAUUUAGGAUCAGUUUAAUGUACAAUAUGAAGGUGUUCAAGUCCUCUAUGCCUCUGGGCUUUUCUUACAGGGUCUUAAAAAUGCAUCUUUUUAUGUUCUGUCUUUCCUCUGUAUGAAAUGUCUUUAUACACUCAGAUCUCUUAAUAUAUUUUAGUAAAGAUAAUGGUGGUUUCUCCAUGUAAGAAGUGUAAAUGUCAAACAAAUGAACAAUAAAUGUUUGAUUUAAUGUCC
Larimichthys crocea (large yellow croaker) is the source of this 4582-nucleotide messenger RNA. RefSeq names its product huntingtin interacting protein 1 related b (gene hip1rb). Gene Ontology annotation, biological process: endocytosis; actin filament organization; clathrin coat assembly. Lineage: Eukaryota; Metazoa; Chordata; Actinopteri; Sciaenidae. Gene Ontology annotation, cellular component: cortical actin cytoskeleton; clathrin-coated vesicle. Bases 224 to 3436 code for a protein of 1070 amino acids. The transcript has 32 exons. The record is from RefSeq and is a predicted model, not a curated record. Gene Ontology annotation, molecular function: clathrin-cargo adaptor activity; phosphatidylinositol-3,5-bisphosphate binding; actin filament binding.